Messenger RNA from Malassezia japonica, 675 nucleotides. RefSeq names its product U4/U6.U5 snRNP associated protein (gene SNU23). Gene Ontology annotation, molecular function: nucleic acid binding; zinc ion binding. The record is from RefSeq and is a predicted model, not a curated record. Lineage: Eukaryota; Fungi; Basidiomycota; Malasseziomycetes; Malasseziales; Malasseziaceae. The coding region runs from base 1 to 675 and encodes 224 amino acids. The transcript has a single exon. Gene Ontology annotation, cellular component: spliceosomal complex; U4/U6 x U5 tri-snRNP complex. Gene Ontology annotation, biological process: mRNA splicing, via spliceosome.
AUGGCAGGCGCGACGGCGGCGGGCGGCGCGGGUGUCGGCCCUUCGCGGCGGCAGUGGGACAUUGAAGAGUAUACCUCGCGCGCGCGCGAGCGCGAUCGCGAGCACCGUGAGCGUGCGGUCGAGAAUGAAGAGCGCAUCAAGCAGGGCAAGCGGCCGAUGGGCCGCCGCCGCAACGACCUGCCGAAACCGACGCAGACGAUGCAGGCGCACGACGACCUGAAGCUUGAUGCGAACCUGGGCACGACAAGUAUGGUCGACAAUGCGGAAGGAAAGGGGCGGGGACCCGGCUACUUCUGCGAGCUGUGCAAUCGCAUGUGCAAGGACAGCGUCGGCUACCUCGACCACAUCAACGGCCGCAUGCACCUGCGCAAACUCGGCCAAUCGACGCAGACUGCGCGCUCGACGCUCGACCAGGUCCGCGCGCGCAUUGCCGCCGUGCGUGCGGAGCGCGCGCUUGGCCGCACGGCCGAGGCACGCUACGACUUUGACGCACGCAUCCGCCAGAUUGCCCAAGAGCAGCGUGCGGAGCACGAUGCAAAGCGCGCACAGCGGCGCGAGGAGCGUGCGCGGCGCAAAGAGCAAAAGAGAGGGCCUACGCCGCCUGCACAGACCGAAGACGAGCAGGCAAUGAUGGCUGCGAUGGGAUUUGCCAACUUUGGUUCCAGUAGACAAUAG